UUGGAUAUUUCUAAGCCUGUCCCUCAACAGAACCCAGGGCUAUCAUCCUCUAGGGAAAACAAGUUGCCUACAGCAAAGAACUGAGAACAGAGAGAAGCAAGGGAGACUUAGCUGCUGGCAGAACAAAACAUCAUGAAUCCAAUGAAUACGGCAGGCCCCGCGCCCAACUCCGUGUUUGUGGUGACAUCCCCGAAUGGGUACACUGUGUUGCCGGCAGGCAUGACCCAGGGGCCUCUGUAUCCAAGCUACCAGCCGCAAGUCCAAGUAAUUCAUGGGAACCCUCUAGGUUCAGAGGCAUUUGUGGGUCAGCCACCUGCUCAGGGAACCCUGAAAGAAGGCAAAGCCUUAGGGGCCAUCCAGAUCCUGAUCGGCCUGUUUCACUGGGGCCUUGGCUCUAUCAUGGGGACAGUCUUCGUGAGAGGAUAUCUGGCGAUCUCAUUCUAUGGAGGCUUUCCCUUCUGGGCGGGCAUCUGGUUUAUCGUUUCAGGAUCCCUCUCAGUGACUGCAGAAAAACAGCCAAGAUCUUCCUGCCUGCUGAACAGCAGCUUGGGUUUCAACAUCCUCAGUGCCAUCUUCUCUCUGGUUGGAAUCUGCCUCUUCACGGCAGAAUUAGUGAUCACUCCCUCCUUCCUCCGGACCGACCAUCAUUUCUCUCCAUUGUGGAACGUGGUCACGGGAAUAGUGAUAUCUAGCGUGCUGCUCAUCUUCUCCCUCCUGGAAUUCUGCAUCGCAUGUGCAUCGGCCCACUUUGGCUGCCAGCUGGUCUGCUACCAACCCAAAACUGUGGGCAUGGUUGUCCCAAACAUCUAUGUGGCAAACCCAGUGGCCAACCCAGAACCAGAGAAUAUGCCACCGGAUUAUUCCAACAUCCAGGGCGACAAAUAAACGAAGCCAAAUUUCUAGAAACAUUUUUCAUGGGAACGGAAAGAGGACCUCCCCUUUCUGGGCUUCUGAGACAAGAUGCUGUCUUCUCUGAUAACCUUUAAAAAACGUCUGUCCAAGCACAUGCGUCCUGAGCUUCAUUCUGUUCAACCUGGGAGAUCAUGCUGUGCUCUGAGGGUUUGGGAUGGAAAUGCUGUAAAAAUUUGGUUGUGAUGAUU
Phacochoerus africanus (Common warthog) is the source of this 1100-nucleotide messenger RNA. RefSeq names its product membrane-spanning 4-domains subfamily A member 8-like. Gene Ontology annotation, biological process: cell surface receptor signaling pathway. Gene Ontology annotation, cellular component: plasma membrane. The record is from RefSeq and is a predicted model, not a curated record. The transcript is spliced from 7 exons. Bases 133 to 885 code for a protein of 250 amino acids. Lineage: Eukaryota; Metazoa; Chordata; Mammalia; Artiodactyla; Suidae.